GCGGGGGUGCAGGGGGUUUGGUCAUCGCUGCUUCCUUGACAUGAAUAAAAAGAAACGCUAGUUUAUUUGUCAGCGGCGGCAGCAGAACAGGAAGCAGAGAGGCGACCGCAGACUGCUGCACACGAACAGCCGCAUACAGAUGACUUCCUAAACACACAAGAGGAAGCGAAAAGACAUUCACAUCUUACACGAAUGUGCUCGGAAAAGGUGGGAAAUGGAGAAACAGCAGCAUUCGUCGGGUUCAGAGACACCGGUGCUGCCGCCUGUCCCGCGCAAACCGCGAAACCUCGGAGGAGUCCUCCCUCCACCUCGACGGGACAGCGUGGAUUCACCAGACAGUCCUGGAUCUCAUGUGGAGUGGUGUAAACAGCUGAUAGCGGCCACUAUCUCCAGCCAGAUCUCUGGCGGUGUCCCUCCAGAAGCCAUAACCCGUGAAUGCAAGGUUGGGAAGAAGAUAGAUUUCAGGUCUCAGGACUCUGGUGAAGAUGUUUGUCAGUUUGACAGUGACUAUGAACUGCCGUCUCACACUACGCAGAUUUUCAAGGAUAUUCGAAGGCAGGCGCCCAUGGAUGAAGUCCCACUGGUCCCCGGAGAGGUGAUCAAAACCACUGUUAAAGAUGUGAUGUAUAUCUGUCCUUUCACUGGAGCUGUGACCGGCACACUCACAGUCACAGACUACAAACUUUACUUUGUCAGUCUAGAACGGGAUGCUCCUUUCAUAUUGGAUGUGAACCUGGGUGCCAUCAGCAGGCUGGAGACUUUCAGUGUACAGAGUCUUGGGGAGAAUACUAGUGGCAUGGAGAUCGUCUGUAAGGACAUGAGGAGUCCUAGGUUUGCUUAUAAAAAGGAAGAACAGAGUAACCAGGAGAUUUUGGAGGUGUUGACCAAGUAUGCCUUCCCGUUGUCCAAUGAGCUGUCUUUAUUCGCUUUCCAAUACAAAGAGCAGUUUCCAGAGGAUGGAUGGAAGGUUUAUGAUCCAGUGGCAGAGUAUAAAAGAAUGGGUUUGCCUAAUGAGAGCUGGACCAUCAGUAAGAUCAACAGUAAUUAUGAAGUGUGUGACACUUACCCUGCUCUGCUCGUCACCCCAGCCAGUAUUAAAGAGGAUGAGAUCAAACGUGUGGCCUCUUUCAGAGUGAAACACCGUAUACCAGUCCUCUCAUGGAUCCAUCCAGAAACUCAGGCCACUAUAGUUCGCUGUAGUCAGCCCAUGGUGGGCCCGACAGACCGCCGGUGUAAGGAGGAUGAGCAUUACCUCCAGACCAUCAUGGAUGCCAAUGCACAGUCCCAUAAACUCACCAUUUUUGACGCUCGACAGAGCAUUGUGGCUCACAAUCACAAGGCUAAGGAUGGAGGUUAUGAGAAUGAGAAUUUCUACCACAACAUGGAGCUGAAUUUCCUGGAGAUCCCAAGCAUUCAUGUCAUGAGAGAGUCUCUGCGUAAGCUGAAGGAGGUGGUCUACCCUACCAUCGACGAACCCCACUGGCAUUCCUCCAUAGAUGCCACACACUGGUUGGAGUACAUACGACUCUUGCUUGCGGGUGCGGUGAAGAUUGCAGAUAAGGUUGAGUCGAGUAAGAGCUCUGUGGUGGUGCACUGCAGUGACGGCUGGGACCGCACAGCUCAGCUCACCUCUCUGGUCAUGCUGAUGCUGGACUCAUACUACAGGACUCUCAGGGGCUUCCAGGUGCUGCUGGAGAAGGAAUGGAUCAGCUUCGGACACAAGUUUGCUGCGCGUGUUGGUCACGGAGAUGAAAAUCAUGCAAACUCUGAGCGCUCGCCUCUAUUUGUGCAGUUUGUAGACUGUGUUUGGCAAAUGAUGAGACAGUUUCCCGCUGCCUUUGAGUUUAAUGAGCUCUUCCUCAUCACCAUCCUGGAUCACCUCUACAGCUGCCUGUUUGGGACAUUCCUUUACAACAGCGACCAAGAGCGAGUGGAAAAGGAAGUGAACCGUAAAACGGUGUCUUUGUGGUCCUACAUCAAUAGCCAGCCAGAGGACUUCACCAACCCCUUCUAUGUAAACUAUGAAAACCAUGUUCUGUACCCUCUGGCCAGUCUCAGACAUUUGGAGCUCUGGGUUGGAUACUACGUACGCUGGAACCCCCGCAUGAGACCACAGGUGCCUGUACAUCAGAACCUGAAGGAGCUGCUGUAUCUGCGUGCAGAGCUACACAGGAAGGUGGAGGAGUUACAGAAAGAAGCAUCUUCAUCACGCUCGAUCUCCUCUUCAUCAGAGCAUGCAUAUUCUCCAUCACAUGAUGGUAUACCUCUACACACCUCUGUGUAAUGCACAUGCAGUGCUCACAUUAGGGAAUUCAUCAUUAACAGAAAGUGUAGAAGAUCUGUAGGUUACAGUAAAGACAGUGUGAAGUCUGAAUCUAUUGUUCGUUUCUCUCUGGAUAAUGCCUCGGGGAGAAUAUAUGGAGGCCCAGCACAAAAAGAAGACAGUCUCCAACACAAUUCAGGUUCAUUUUGGUUGUUUGGAAGUGCUGCGAUAGACUUCCUUCUGAUCGGAUAACCAGGGAAGCUUUUGAUUGUGACCGAGGUUAUGAAAAACAGGCCAGUAUUUUAACUUUCAUUUAACUUGAAUUGUAAUUAUUGACACAAGUUUGAAUAAUUUAUUUGUAUGUAGUCAAAAUAAUAUGAGCAUCUUUUAAUCACAGUAUUUCUGUGACAUUUUUCUGUAGUUUUUCUUCACUGCCUCAGCUUUGCCUGCCUUUGUGCCAGUACCAGUUUAAUAUUUCACAUCACUUCUUAGUUAUUUAUAAAAUCUUACAUGAACAUCUCAUUCCCCUACCUGUGAAUUUGUUUUCAUAUAGUAUCUUGUGUUCAGGUUUUCCGUAUUGAAAUUAGAUUUUACUAGAUACAUUUUUAUAUACAAGGAAUGGGGAUUUGAAUGUUGCUGUUGCGAUACUGCCAUUUUGGAAGCAGAUACUGCAUUUGUCUUUGUUUUUCUGUUGCACUUGUUUGUAUGAAAGUGGAAUUAGGUUUUAAUGUGCACACCCUAUUACUACUUCGAUUACUACUGAAAUCUAUGUUUACACAAGGUAAGUACGGACCAUACAUAUAUAUCAGCUCAUGUUUGAUUACACAAGUGCAAACAAAAGUUAUCUGUGAAUCGCUCCCAUGUUUAUGUUGUUACUAUUUAAUUGUAAUCAUGGGUGUUUUGACUUUACAAAUGGCCAACAGUUCAGAUCAUUUGAACAAGGGAUGCCAUAUAAUAUAAAAAAUAAACAAUUACGUGUAAUAAUUAUAAUGCACCGAAAAAACAAUUCAUGUAAGAAUAUGUUGUGUAUUUUUUAUUUUUUAUUUUAUUAGUAUAUUUUUGUAUUUGUGCGACCCUGGUUAUUCUUUGUACAUGCACAUUUUUUACUUCUGUUAAAAAAUAAAAAUGGACUCCAGAAACUUAUAACCAGACUUGAAGAAA
This is a messenger RNA of Carassius carassius (crucian carp), 3424 nucleotides long. RefSeq names its product myotubularin-related protein 2-like. Bases 215 to 2284 code for a protein of 689 amino acids. The record is from RefSeq and is a predicted model, not a curated record. The transcript is spliced from 17 exons. Gene Ontology annotation, biological process: dephosphorylation. Gene Ontology annotation, molecular function: phosphatidylinositol-3,5-bisphosphate 3-phosphatase activity. NCBI's taxonomy places the organism in Eukaryota, Metazoa, Chordata, Actinopteri, Cypriniformes, Cyprinidae.